GCAUCGUGCAGCUGAGGACCUCUUCGCUCGCGGACAAUGCAUUCAGUUCUCACGGUGGAGAUUAAAGUCGCCGAGAUACAAGAAACGUUUUUCGCGCCCGAGUUCAGCCUGGAGCCAAGCGGGGGCCUUGGGGGCGGCGGCUGCCGGCGGGGAGCCAGGCCCGGGCUGCGUCCCGCGCAGCCAUUGGCGGGCGCCGCCGCGCGCUGCACUGAGCAUGUUCGCGCCCCGCCGGCUCCGGGCCGCAGCCGCAGCCGCAGCCGCAGCGAAGGCAGCCGCGGGAGCCGCCGCGCAUUAUGCAAAGCGGCGGCAGAUGCGAGCGGGACCAGCUGGUCGCACGUCAGCUUCUCCUCCCAGCAGCUCUCCCGGCUGCCUGACUUACCCAGGAGAGUCCCCCGGCCCGGACUCGGGGCUGAGGAGGGCCGGCAUGGCCUGAGUGCGCGGGGCGCGGCGGCGCAGCGGCGGGAUUGCACCAUGGGGAACCAGGAGGGGAAGCUGAAGAGGAGCGCAGGUGAUGCCGCGCACGAAGGCGGCGGCGGCGGCGGCGGCGCCGAGGAUGCUGUGGGGCCCAGGGAUGUGGAGGCCACAAAGAAGGGCAGUGGGGGCAAGAAGGCGCUGGGCAAGCACAGCAAGGGGGGAGGGGGCGGCGGCGGGGAGCCCGGCAAGAAGAAGAGCAAGUCGGACUCCAGAGCCUCGGUGUUUUCCAACCUGCGGAUCAGGAAGAACCUGUCCAAGGGGAAGGGCGCCGGCGGCUCCCGGGAGGAUGUGCUGGACUCGCAGGCCCUGCAGACCGGGGAGCUGGACAGCGCUCACUCCCUGGUCCCCAAGACUCCAGACCUCAGCCUCUCGGCGGACGAGACGGGCCUCUCGGAUACGGAAUGUGCGGACCCCUUUGAGGCGCCUCGGCCGGGGGGUCCUGGGCCUGCCGAGGCUGCGGUGGCGGUUGGGGCGGUCGCUGAGGAUUUGGAACCCGCGGCGGGGGCGCAGGAUGGACAAAGGACCAGUUCGGGCUCGGAUACGGACAUCUACAGCUUUCACUCGGCCACGGAGCAGGAGGAUUUGCUCUCGGACAUUCAGCAGGCGAUUCGCCUGCAGCAGCAGCAGCAGCUCCAGCAGCUGCUUCAGGGCUCCGAGGAGUCUGCAGCGCCCCCCACUGAAGCUCGCCCUCAACCAGGGGCCUUCCUGGGCCUGGACCGGUUCCUGCUGGGGCCGAGCCCCGGGGCUGGGGAAGCCCCGGGUACUCCCGACACAGAACAGGCGCUGUCCGCGCUCUCGGAUCUGCCCGGGAGCUUGACCGCCGAGCCCGCCGUGCCCAAGCAGCCACCGUCUCCUGGCGCCCCCUUCGCCUCGGAGGCGCUCAGCCUCCCGGAGGCCCAGCCCACGGCCGCAGACUCGCCCUCAUCCACGGCCUUCGCGUUUCCCGAGGCUGGGCCGGGGGAGGGCGCAGCUGGAACCCCCGCGCGAGGGACCGGUGACACGGACGAGGAGGCCGAGGAGGAGGCUUUUGAGGAUGCCCCCCGAGGCUCCCCAGCGGAAGACUGGGCCCCAGAGAGGGGAGAGGCCCGGCCGAAGUUGGGGGUUGAGCCCGAGGAGCUGGCGCGAGAGCCUGGAGCCCCCGCAGCCUCCUCCCUGCCCGGCAGCCCCUCGCCCAGUCCGCGCUGCUUCAAGCCCUACCCGCUCAUCACUCCCUGCUACAUCAAGACCACCACCCGGCAGCUCAGCUCGCCCAAUCACUCCCCAUCUCAGUCCCCCAGCCAGAGUCCCAGGAUCAAGAGGCGGCUGGAGUCCUCCCUGAGCCGGGGACCCAGAACUGCCCUGGCCUCGGCAGCCGCCCCGGCUAAGAAGCACCGGGCGGACGGCGGCCUCGUGGGCGGCCUCAGCCGUUCCGCGGACUGGACAGAGGAGGUGGGCACCCGCGCGCCGCGGGCGGGAGGCUCCGCGCACCUGCUGGAGCGCAGGGCGGCCACUGAAGGCGGUGGUAGGGUGUCCCCAGCGUUGGCCGCCAAAGCGUCUGGGUCGUCCACGGCUGCGGAGGGCUUCCAGAACGUAUUCACAGGGAGGACUCUGUUGGAGAAGCUCUUCAGCCAACAGGAGAACGGGCCUCCAGAAGAAGCAGAGAAGUUUUGCUCACGGAUCAUUGCCAUGGGUCUCCUACUUCCUUUCAGUGACUGCUUCAGGGAACCAUGUAAUCAGAAUGCCCAAUCGAACUCAGCUCCGUUUGAUCAAGAUCAACUUUACACCUGGGCUGCCGUUAGUCAACCCACACACUCGCUGGAUUACACAGAAGGGCAGUUUCCCAGGAGAGUCCCGUCUGUGUGGCCAUCAUCAAAACCUCCUCAUGAAGAGCACAGGUCGAAGAAGGCCGAAACAGAAUCUCAAUCUGCUGUUUUGGAACCCCCGAAUAAGUGUCCAGAUGCUGUCCAGCAGGAGGUUCUUGACACGAGGUCUGAGGGACAGGCAACUGUCAUUCAGCAGCUGGAACAGACCAUUGAGAAUCUGAGGACCAAAAUAGCUGAGCUGGAGAAGCAGUUCCCUGCUGUAGACAUGGAGUUGGCCAGUAGCCAUCGAGGUGUUGAGAAUGGAGUGGCACCCUCAGAAGAUGUCUGUCUUGAAGCUCUCAGGUUAGGAGAAGAGGAUGUACGGCCUCAAAGGAUUUUACAGGCAAAAUCCAUACAGACAUCCCCUACAGAAGAUGGGGGGAUACUGACACUAACUUCUGUGAAUGCAUUGUCUGAGGAACCUCCAUGCUCAGCUAGAGCUGAAAGUAGAGCAGCAGCUCUCCCAUCCUCACCUUCUGGAUUACAGACAAAAUUCUGUUCAGAGAUUUCUUUGAUUGUGUCUCCAAGGAGAAUAUCAGUACAGCUCGAUUCCCAUCAGUCCAUACAGAGUGCAUCACAGCUCCUGCCACCUUUAUCCCUUCCAUCAUCUGAUGGUCACGGACAGCCAGGGUCUCAACAGCCCCAUGCUUCUUUUCAUACUGAGUUUGAAGACAGUCAUGAACACUCUGUUUCUGAAAACAGCUGUAACAUCCCACACUCACCACUUUUGCCUUGCACAGAGACACCCAGCUCCAUGCCUGGCCUGGGCAUGGCAAUCCCUCCCCCUCCCCCUCUCCCUGGCAUGACAGUGCCUGCUCUGCCCAAUACAGCAAUCCCCCCACCUCCUCCUCUGCCAGUUACAGAAACGCCACCAUCCCUUCUCCCUCCUAUGUCUGGUGAGGGAGUACCCCUUCCUCCUCAUCUUCCUGGUAUGGGAAUUCCUCCUGCCCCCCCUCUACCUGGUAUGGGAAUACCUUCUCCUCCUCCUCUACCUGGUGUGGAAAUUCCUCCUCCCCCACCUCUACCUGGCAUGGGAAUUCCUCCUGCCCCCCCUCUACCUGGUAUGGGAAUACCUCCUGCCCCCCCUCUACCUGGUAUGGGAGUACCUCCUGCCCCCCCUCUACCUGGUAUGGGAGUACCUCCUGCCCCCCCUCUACCUGGUGUGGGAAUACCUCCUGCCCCCCCUCUACCUGGUAUGGGAAUACCUUCUCCUCCUCCUCUACCUGGUGUGGGAAUACCUCCUGCCCCUCCUCUGCCUGGUAUGGGAGUACCUCCUGCCCCCCCUCUACCUGGUGUGGGAGUACCUCCUGCCCCCCCUCUACCUGGUAUGGGAAUACCUCCUGCCCCCCCUCUACCUGGUAUGGGAAUACCUUCUCCUCCUCCUCUACCUGGUAUGGGAAUACCUUCUCCUCCUCCUCUACCUGGUGUGGGAAUUCCUCCUCCCCCUCCUCUACCUGGUGUGGGAAUACCUCCUGCCCCCCCUCUACCUGGUGUGGAAAUUCCUCCUCCCCCACCUCUACCUGGUAUGGGAAUUCCUUCUAUCCCUCCUCUACCUGGUGUGGGAAUUCCUCCUCCUCCUCCUACUCUGGGAGCUGGAAUUCCACCCCCUCCACCCCCUCCCCCUCCUCUGCCAGGUGCUGGCAUUCCUCCACCUCCUCCUUUACCAGGUAUGGGGAUUCCUUCUGCUCCAGCUCCUCCCCCUGGGACAGGAAUCCCUCCACCUCCACCACCCCCUCUCCUUCCUGGUUCAGGACCUUCACUUGCCCCACAAAUUGGGAGUAGCACUUUAUCGACACCACAGGUGUGUGGAUUUCUUCCUCCUCCAUUGCCAACUGGCCUGUUUGGAUUAGGGAUGAGUCAAGACAAAGGGAGUAGGAAGCAGCCAAUAGAACCUUGUCGGCCAAUGAAGCCUCUUUAUUGGACGAGAAUUCAACUGCAUAGUAAAAGAGAUUCCAGUCCUUCACUUAUUUGGGAAAAAAUUGAGGAGCCAUCCAUAGACUGUCAUGAAUUUGAGGAAUUAUUUUCUAAGACAGCUGUAAAAGAGAGAAAGAAACCUAUUUCUGACACCAUCUCAAAGACAAAGGCUAAACAAGUUGUCAAGUUAUUAAGCAACAAAAGAUCACAAGCAGUUGGAAUAUUAAUGUCUAGUCUUCACUUAGAUAUGAAAGACAUACAACAUGCUGUUGUUAACUUGGACAACUCUGUGGUUGACUUGGAGACUCUUCAAGCUCUCUAUGAGAAUAGAGCUCAGUCAGAUGAACUGGAAAAAAUUGAAAAGCAUGGCCGAUCCUCUAAAGACAAGGAAAACGCCAAGUCUCUGGAUAAACCGGAACAGUUCCUUUAUGAACUGUCACUAAUCCCCAACUUUUCAGAGCGAGUCUUUUGCAUCCUGUUCCAGUCCACGUUUUCAGAAAGCAUUUGCUCAAUUCGUCGCAAACUGGAAUUAUUACAGAAAUUGUGUGAGACGUUAAAAAAUGGUCCAGGGGUUAUGCAGGUUCUGGGUUUGGUUCUUGCCUUUGGCAACUACAUGAAUGGUGGAAAUAAGACUCGGGGUCAGGCAGAUGGUUUCGGAUUAGACAUUCUGCCGAAGCUGAAAGAUGUCAAGAGCAGUGACAAUAGCAGAAGCCUUUUAUCAUAUAUUGUUUCAUAUUAUCUUCGAAAUUUUGAUGAGGACGCUGGAAAGGAGCAGUGUGUAUUUCCAUUGCCGGAACCCCAGGACCUUUUUCAGGCCUCACAAAUGAAAUUCGAAGAUUUUCAAAAAGAUCUCAGAAAACUAAAGAAAGACUUGAAAGCCUGUGAGGUUGAAGCGGGGAAAGUAUAUCAGGUCUCCUCAGAAGAGCACAUGCAGCCUUUCAAAGGAAACAUGGAGCAAUUUAUCAUUCAAGCUAAAAUUGACCAAGAGGCAGAAGAGAAUUCACUGACAGAGACUCAUAAGUGCUUUUUGGAGACUACAACCUAUUUCUUCAUGAAACCAAAAAUUGGAGAGAAGGAGGUGUCCCCAAAUGUUUUCUUCAGUAUCUGGCAUGAGUUCAGCUCUGACUUUAAAGACUUUUGGAAGAAAGAGAACAAACUUAUUCUACAAGAGAGAGUGAAAGAAGCUGAAGAGGUGUGUAGGCAGAAAAAAGGAAAAUCACUUUAUAAAAUAAAACCAAGACAUGACUCUGGAAUUAAAGCAAAGAUAAGCAUGAAAACCUGAACGGUGCAAAGCAGAAUGAGAAUGAGUCAUCACCACAACUUUCACAAAACUCAGAUGACCUGAGUGUGGGAAGGAAACUACAUCCAUUCAGAUAAUUUUCUUCUUGACCUCUUGCAUAAUCUUUGUGUUUUCUAGACAGUUUACUGAUUAUUGAAUUUUACUGUAUACUCAUAUAAAAAUACAAAAGCAGUAGACCAGUGGAGAAUUUGACUGACAUCUUUUCUUUUUGUAAAAGUUUAUGGUAUUAUACCAAUAGACCAAAAGAGCAUGUUAUAAGAGGCAGUAUCUGCAUUAAUUCUGAACAUGCUAAACAUUAACCUAAAAUUUACUUUUGUGGGACUAUUCUUUGUCAUGGCAAAAACACUUUCCUACCUACUGACAACCAGUACUCCACUUCACUGCAUUUAGAUUUCUGGGUAAAAUGUUAUUUCUAGUGAGUUGUUUGUAUCAGUUUCAUGUCUACCUAUAAAUUUUCUAUUUUAAAAUAUAAGUACCAUUUCUAUAUUGUGAUCAAUGCUUUCCCAACUCUUGGGUUGCUCUCCAUAAGUAUAUAUUUGUGAAAGAAUAUUAUCUUUUUCUUUUUUUCACUCAAAUCAGAUAAUGAAUAGAAAAAAUAGCAAAGCAAAAACCAUUCAUUUCUUAUAAGUGAAUACAGGAAACUUAUAAGUAUUGGAAGUCUACUGAGGGCUUUUAUCAGAAUAUGUACUUUGAGAUUCAAUAAAGAACUCAUCUACAGCAGAGGUAAUUAAACUAAAGAUGUGCCUCUGUAAUUUUCACCAUGACAUUUCACAACAAGAAUUUUACCUAACAUUUUGAAGGAAUAUAAAUAAUUGGCAAACAUGACUAAUCAUUGGAGGAAGGGAAUGGAGAUUAACUUUUUGGAUGGAUUGACAUCUACCUAGAACUCAUCAAAUAAAUAUAUACAUGCCUGAGUAUUUUGACAUGAUUGGGAUUGUAUUUGUGUGUUACAGCAGGUGAAUAAAGCUAUAAAAUGAGAAUGUGACGAUUCAUUAUCUGAAGGAGUCUAGGAAAUGAUUUGGUUUUAUUUUUUCCUACUCUUUCUGUGAGUAAUUUAAACUCAGCUCAUGAUAAAUUAUGGUGGUUUUGUCUAACAUUAAUAUUUGGUUCUUUAAAAAUUGCUGUUAAUGAUGUCCUGGAUGGUUAUGGUUGUGACUAAAGGGGAGCAUCUGUUGCUAUUGCAAACCAAUUAUGGAAAGCAACUUUAAAAGAAAAACAAUGUUUUAAAUCAUAACUAUGUUUGUAUUUAUGUAAAGUAUAGUCUCUUACCUUUUAGUUUGCAGUUUACGUGCAAAGAAACAGUAGUGGGUUUUUUUUUCUGUUAUUGUUUUGUAGUCUUCCUGUCCCCUUUGGUCCCUCCAAGGUGGAUAUUACCAUCCUUCACUGAAAUAAUAGGGCAUUUAACAAAGAUCGCUAUGUGCAAUACUGUAUUUAGUGUUUCUAUUUCAAUUUUUCUAGGAUGUUAAUUUAUAUGAAAAUAAAAGAAAUAAAAUA
Messenger RNA from Oryctolagus cuniculus (rabbit), 7023 nucleotides. RefSeq names its product formin-2. The record is from RefSeq and is a predicted model, not a curated record. Gene Ontology annotation, biological process: actin nucleation; cortical actin cytoskeleton organization. NCBI's taxonomy places the organism in Eukaryota, Metazoa, Chordata, Mammalia, Lagomorpha, Leporidae. Gene Ontology annotation, cellular component: cytoskeleton; actin filament; cytoplasm. Gene Ontology annotation, molecular function: microtubule binding; actin filament binding.